This is a messenger RNA of Plectropomus leopardus (leopard coralgrouper), 5393 nucleotides long. It is a transcript of the gene dlec1, whose product is annotated as DLEC1 cilia and flagella associated protein. NCBI's taxonomy places the organism in Eukaryota, Metazoa, Chordata, Actinopteri, Perciformes, Serranidae. Gene Ontology annotation, biological process: negative regulation of cell population proliferation. The record is from RefSeq and is a predicted model, not a curated record. Gene Ontology annotation, cellular component: cytoplasm; cilium. Gene Ontology annotation, molecular function: tubulin binding.
CUUGUUAAGUUAUGUGUACAGUUUAUCUUUGGAAGUUUAAUGAUUUGUGACAGUUCCCCGAAAGCUCAGUGUCUGUUUUGACGUUGACUUUACGUCCUUGCAAACGUGUUCACGUGAAUUUUUAAUGAACCAACUUGUAGCUAAUUAGCAUAGCAUUAGCGUUUUAGCAUCAUUUAGCUACAUGAGUGGCUCGGUGCUUGUGUACCAUGCUGGAGGAGCCAGGGACGGGAGAAAAAUCGCGGUUUGAUCCGUCUGUGAACAGUCACAGACCCGCAUCAGGAAAGUCACAGGACAUUUCUCAUGUGUUGGCAAGCAUUUUUACGGACCUGUAUACAAGAGACAUAAUUGGCAAAGACACUUUGUCCAACCUCAUCAAGACAAGGAAUGGAAGAAGCAGCUACCAUGACAAAUAUGUGGAAGAGCUUCAACAGGCUCAUUCUGAAUACAACCAGCGUAUAAAAGAGGCUGACAUGCUGGAGAGUCAUAUAAUUCAAGCCAGAGCUCGGGCUGCAGCCAUAGAAAGUCAGGCCUAUGAGAGAAUGAAAGAAGAGAUGCAAGAUGUUUGGGAUCACCAAAGCCUCCUUACAGUCAAAUCGGCUUUUCCCUGGUGUGUGGACAAAGAUCUCCUCGAAAUGAACAACCUGAUUUCCCCUCAGGACUACUUACCUCCACAAAAACCACAUGUGGAAGCACCAGCAGCAAUAAAAUCGAAUCCUGGCAGACCCACCAUCGCCUCCGCCAUGCGCGCAUCCAGGGAGCCUCAGGAUGAUGGUUAUACUCUAAUGCCCAGCCCAGAAAAGAAAAUGAAUGAGUCAGAUCUCAGCCUGACGCUGGAAUCCAGCUCAGAUACCCCAAAGAGGAAGAAAACUCCCCAGGAGGAGCCAAACAAGACCAAACCUAGACCAAAGUGGAAGGAUGAGCCAAGCGCUAAGGAUCGGGCAGAAGGAUGGGAGACACUUCAAAAGCUUAAAGAUCGACGCAGCUUCCUACGCAAUCCUCGCUUCCUUCUUCCGAAUGCACAGCAGGGCGGUACAUCCCUCAUCCGGGCCAGAGCCAAAGUGGGGAAGACAGAGAGUGUGAGGAAAGGGGUGGAGGAGCAGAGCUCCACUGAUGGUCCCGUGCCAGUCUUCAUUGCAAAACCCUCAGUGGUGGUUUUCACUGACUACAGUGUGGGACAUGUUUAUGAGACUACACUGGAGCUGAAGAACUUGACUUCUGCAAGCCGCACGGUCCGUGUCAUCCCUCCUACCACACCCUACUUCUCUAUUGGUCUGGGGAGGUUUCCCGGUGAGGGUGGUGUUGUUGCCCCAGGAAUGAGCUGUAAGUACACAGUGCGCUUCGCUCCAGACUCCCUGGGUGAUUAUGAGGACUUCAUCGUGGUAGAGACCCAGGCUGAACACCUGCUGUUGGUUCCCAUCUCCGCCAGACGACCCCCUCCAAUACUCACAUUACCAAGAGUUCUGGACUGUGGUUGUUGUCUGAUUGGAGGAGUAAAGUUUGUGGAGUUCCUGUGCCAAAAUGUUGGCCUCAGCACCGGUACCUUCUGUAUCAUCCCCAAGAACCAGUGGCCAGCCUCGAACUUCAGGUCUGUGGCAAGAACUUACUUCUCUGAGCAGCCACCCUUUGCAGUCAGCCCGUCGCUCUUUGUGCUGCAGCCUGGAGAGGCCACUGUGGUGGAGGUGGUGUUCUUCCCCACCACUGCUGACAAGAGCCGUCAGGUGUUCACUGUUGUGUGUGACAACUGCCAGGUGAAAGACAUUUCUAUUGAAGGUGAGGGCCAGACGAUUGCACUUGAGCUUGUGACUGUAUCUGGGAAGAAGGAGCCUCCAGUGGUGGGAGAGGUGCACGACCUGACUGCGGAGCACUUUGUUCGUUUUAGCCCGUGUAACCCGCAGGCUAAAACAAACAAAAAAAUCAUCAUCAGAAACAAUGUCCACUUGGAGCUGCCUUUCCACUGGAAGAUCAUGAAGCCAAACCUGCACCCUCUGCUUCCAGGGGAAACCCCAGAGCCCUUUCAUAUCCAGUCCCACCUGGCCACAGACGAUGUUUUCCACAUCAGCCCCCCAACAGGGGUUCUGCCCCCCUGCCAGGAACAAGAGUUUCUGUUCACCUUCUGUCCCAAAGAGUUGAAGGAUUACCACAGUGUCUGUCACCUCGUCUUGAGGGAUGUCCCCGAGCUGCCACCUGAGUCCAGUGACAACAGUGUUCUUCACCCUGUGCGCCCUGGCUCCAAGGUGAGCGAUGUCACCGCCAUGGAGAUAGAGGUCAAGGGGUCAACAGAGCCGUACCAGGUUCUACUAGAACCCUACGCUAUUGUUAUUCCAGGAGAAGUUUUUAUUUGCACGGCCACCCGCAGGCAAUUCAAGAUGUGGAACCACAGCAGAACCUGCAUCUUUUUUCAAUGGGAGAGAAUGAACUGCAGCAGCCACAUUAUAGAAGUAGAGCCCUCUGCUGGUACAAUAGAGGAGAAUGAGUGUUUUGACUUUGACCUGAUUUUGACUGGAGGGAAACCAGAGAGGGUUGUGACUGGUUUGGUUUGCCACAUAGAGCACCACACAGAGCCCGUUAUUCUGCCUUUGGAAGUUUCUUUUAAGGGUCCCAUAGUGACUCUCAGUGUGCCCAGUUUGGAGUUUGGGCUCAUUAGGCUCGGGGAGCACACGCAGACUACAGUGCACCUCGCUAACAUCACGCAGCUGGAGGCGUCCUGGACGCUGAUGGAGAAGCAAAGUAGUCAGCAGGACACACAGAUCUUAGUGGAGCCAUGCAGAGGUGUGCUGCCGCCCUUGGCCUCUUGCUCUGUGGAUGUGCUGUUUUAUCCCUGUUUCUGCCAGCGAUAUGAAUCAGAGCUGGAGCUGACAGUGGAGAAAGGAACAGGGUGUCACUUGUCAGUGCGAGCAGAUGUGCAGUCCCCUCAGGUGUGCCUGCUCAGCUGUGAGCUGCUCCUCUCUGAACUCUACGUUGGAGUUCCUGCCAAGGCGACAGUCACUCUCUUCAACCAGACCCUGCUGCCUUCACACUUCAGCUGGCUGGCUGAGCUCCAGGGUAAACAGGCUGAACUGUGUACAGCCAGUUUUGACCCGUCAUCUGGCACUCUGGGACCUAAUGCCAGUUUGGAGAUCACAGUUAACUUUAUAGCUCACACAGAUAUGGAGCUGACUGAGGUGGCUGCUCUCUGUGAGGUUCAGGGGAUGAAAUCUCCUCUAACUGUUGCCAUCAUGGCUUCCAAAACCAAAAAACUCAGUGUGUCCUACUCACUGCCCAGUGUCAGCUCUACCACAGAUAAUGAGAGCCCUUCAACACCGUUACUUGACUUUGGAGAUGACAUCAUUUUGAAGAGACCCGUCACUAAGCAGUUAGUGAUAACCAAUCAAACUGCUAUCCCCGCACCGUUCACCAUAGGGGCGGAGCAUUUCACCUGCCAUGCCUCAGAGCCUAAUAAGAGGUCAGAGAAAAGAUUCACAUAUGUCAAGAAGCCACUUCACUCUGUUCAAGCCAAGAAAGUAGAGGAAAAAGCUCAUGAAGAGUUUGUGAGCAGCCUGUUGGCUCAUGGAAAAGGUGCAGCUUUCUAUGUCCUGCCAGACAGAGGGACGCUGGGACCCUUUGAGACCCAGACUGUGGAUGUCACUGCCUACGCUGACAUGUGGGGGGAAUACAGAGACUACCUCAUAUGCAAAGUUGGGGAACUUGAGCCCACGCUCAUCCCCAUGCAGAUGACAGUGACAGGCUGCCCACUCUACUUCCAAAUGACAGGCCCAUGUCCAGAUGACCAGAACCAGGGACCAGUCAUACAGUUUGGCGCUCAUGUGUCCGGAGGUGACACAGUAUCUCGUUCUCUUCGCAUCAACAAUCCCACCAUGUUUGAUAUUCGCAUGGACUGGGAAACCUAUAACAUAGAGCAGAAUGACCAUCAACUGGUGGAUUUUUUGGUGGCAUACGGAGACGCUUUUCCACUUAAAGAUGCUGAUGGCAACGAGGUGUUGAGUGGAGCGUUCAGGGUGUCUGAUGGGAGCGUUCAAACACCCUGGGAACGAAAUAGGACACCAGACUCUGAUGGAACGAGCUCCUCCCUCCAAAGUGUAACUGGCAGGGAGGAGGUGGAAUACAUAUCCGAGGAUGACUGUGAGGAAGAGGAAACCUGUCUUUAUCCCUGGCCUAUGAAGAAAAAACUCAUCUCUGUCCACAUCAGACCUCAUGUGGGCAAUCUCUCAGAUUACCCAUACUGCAUCACACCCCAGCAAAUAGUGAUUCCAGCUAAGAGCACUGGCACCAUCCAUGUUUCUUUCACCCCUUUGACUCUCUCCGAGUCAGCCUGUGAGUCCAGGUGUGUGGGCCUGGCUUUGGGCUUUAUGAGUCUAGACUCCAAGACGGCUGCCUGUGUCCCAGGUAAAGUUGGAAGAGCUCAGGGUUUAGAUUUGGAGCCUGUCAGAGUGGAUCUACUAGCAGUCGUUAAGCCAGCAGUGCUGUUAGUGCAGAUGGAGGAGGACGAGGGGGUGCUGGAGUUUCACGCCUCCGCUGGUGAUUUACUGAGGGCAGAAACCGGGGAGCUGAGAGUUCAUGAAUUUGACAUCACACGGGCCCUUCGGUUGAGAAACAACUCGGAAAUGACUCUACAGUUCAGACUGGGGACUCAGCCUCCAUUUUUAGUGCUCAAGCCGCAGCCUCGAGCCCGGACCAGCACCUCCAGCAACCCGCCUACUGGUGAGAGCCAGUCUCUGGUGCUGCAACCACAACAAAGCAUGAAGGUGAAGGUGGCCUUUCACUGCUCCCUGUCCCUCCUGGACCAUGCAGACCAGGCAGACGAGGGUGUCUCUCCUGGCGUGACGCUGAUGCAUCGUGCAAAAGGAGAAAGGAAGCUGAAGUUUCAGCAAAACCUCCUGAUUCACUACAGCAACAACAGCCUGCAGACAGUGCCUAUGUGUGCUCAUUUAGACCUCGCUACAAUGCGUCUGUCCCGUGACAGCAUAAACUUUGGGUUCUGCUACGUGGGGCAGACACAGAUAAUAGAAGUGAACCUCUACAGCCACGGAGCCCACACUUACUGGAAAUCAUUUUUAGAGUCAGAUGAAGGAGACUCCCAUUUGUUCAGAGUGACACCAGACUUUGGGCUUCUCAAGUCAAAGGAGCUCAGCAUCACCAGCUGCAGCCAGUGUCUCCAGAUCAGCUUUACUCCCAGUGAGGACAGAGAGUUCAGGGCUGUUGUGGUGAUCCAGUCUCCUCUGGUGAAACCGUCCCUCACUCUGCGGCUCCAGGGGACAGGAUCCUUUGACGAAGUGUACUGGACCAACUAGAUGUCCUUAUAACAUCACAGUUACCACCUGCUAUUUAACAUGCUCCCCUUAAAUCAUCUUGUUUAUAGGUCCUUUUGUAAAAAUGGAAAUAAAAAUCAAGAAUAA